CUUCUGUCUUCAUCACCUACUGUGUUGCCUUACAGCCUUAGUAUUGGCCAGGGGAACCUAAUUCAGCAAGGGUGUGGCUUGAACACUGGAUGAGAUUGCGCUUCUGUGAACCUCCUUAUUUAAUUUGGAGUCUUGCCUCAAAGUCUCAGGUAAAGGUUGAACGUAAUGAACAUGAGCAAGGCAAGACCGAACAAACUAUCUGGAAACUGUCCAAUGGAAAAGUUGAAAAUGGCUCUAAUUGUGCUACUUCAGAGAAUGAAAAACAUAAACACAAUCCAAGGAAAGUUUCCGCAAACCCAGCUGAUCUAGUUCGGGAACAACCCCAAAAUGAGAUUGGGAAGGUUAAGCCCAACUUAAGGAAAAUUCCUGACUCUACAAAGGAGAUAUCUGGUAGGGCAGAAGUGAAUACUGAGACUCCAAAUCAAACUCUAAAGAAAACUUCUGCUUCUUCUGUGGUGGAUGUUUUUGAGGGGGAUUCUGCAUUUCUGUGCUGAGAAGAGGAAUGUUGCUAGUGUUGCAUCAACAAAACCAUCAAAUCUUAAGGCCAAUCCAAAACUGUUGACUGCAAGUGAUUCUGUUGAAGAAUCAAACACUGCCCCUGCUGUAGACUUACAACCUACAGAAAGCAAUGGUAAAGUUGAGAACAUGCAUGCAAGUGAUGAACAGUUAAGCUCUUAAGGAUGGCAUUAUCAGCAGUGAGAAGUGGAACACAAGCCAAAGAAGAGCUUCUUUACCUGGAAAGAUUGAUAAUAAAGCCAAUGGUUUAUAUAGCACACCAAAAGUGCUGAGUUAUAUGGCACCUACUGAAUCUGUUAAGUCAAAGCUCAGAGGAUAAGGCUCCCCAAGAUUUUCGCGUGAUGUAAUAGAGAAAAAGGGGGUAACUAGGCAGCAUUCUCUGCCAUCUGCUACCAAUAGCAACUUAAGUUAUCACCAAGGGCAGAGAGAUUGAUUCUAGCAUCUGGAAAAGGUGCUCUGAGAAAUGAUAAAUCACUUCAUCAUCUAGAGGUGCUGGUGAUAAGGGGAUCAAAGCUGACUGGAGAAGGUAUUUUGCAUGAGAACCUGUUCUUGUUGAAUUCCCAUGAAGGUAGAGAAACAUGCAACUUAACAGCAGGGUUCCCUCUUUAUGUAGUUGAUUUCUGAG
Rubroshorea leprosula is the source of this 1141-nucleotide messenger RNA. The record is from the annotation of a GenBank genome assembly. NCBI's taxonomy places the organism in Eukaryota, Viridiplantae, Streptophyta, Magnoliopsida, Malvales, Dipterocarpaceae.